Messenger RNA from Cooperia oncophora, 501 nucleotides. The record is from the annotation of a GenBank genome assembly. NCBI's taxonomy places the organism in Eukaryota, Metazoa, Nematoda, Chromadorea, Rhabditida, Trichostrongylidae.
AUGACACUUUAUCCCAGGCGGAUUGGAUUAGUAGGUCAACUUGUCGAUGAACUUUCACUGGUGUGGAUCAUCAACAUGUUCCUCGUCGUCUACAUUCCCGUCAUGAAAUGGUUUCCAAAGAAAUUCAGUGAAAGACUGACUAUGCUACGACGAAUGGUAGUCGUGAUGACGGCGAUUUUCUCCGGUUUAUGUUUCCUCGAGCCAACUCUGAACGCUGUCGCUUUGAUGCUUUUCAGUGUUCCAGCCGCAAUUGUCAUACACUACGAAGGCACCCACUCAGGGAUUCCGGACAUCGAGAACUUCCCUCGUAGGACCCUCACACUGUGGUUCACGUCAUUUGGAUUUUGGUUUGCCGAUCGGCUCCUAUGCGACGUUUGGUUGUGGCUCGGCGCCCCUUACCUACACGCACUGUUCCAUCUACUAGCUGGACUUGCUGGAUAUUCCGUAUUCGUGAUGUUCUCCAUGAUCGAUAUCGAAGCAAGGAGCUCCUCUCACAGGUAA